This is a messenger RNA of Nannospalax galili (Upper Galilee mountains blind mole rat), 6501 nucleotides long. It is a transcript of the gene Fem1c, whose product is annotated as fem-1 homolog C. Lineage: Eukaryota; Metazoa; Chordata; Mammalia; Rodentia; Spalacidae. The coding region runs from base 541 to 2394 and encodes 617 amino acids. Gene Ontology annotation, molecular function: protein binding. The record is from RefSeq and is a predicted model, not a curated record. The transcript has 3 exons.
GCCUCUAGGCGGUUGCUGGCGGCAGUCACCGCCCUACCCCGACCCAAAGGCGCGACUGCGGCGUCAGUAAUGUGAAGCAGUGCUCUGGCUUGUCCGGCCCCCGGGCCCGCGGCCCAUUACGCCAUCCACCGCGCUAGCCGCUGCAUCGCCGAACGGCCUAGGAGGGCGGGUGCAGACAGUCGCGAGGCGGGGCGGAGCAAGCAGCGCGGCCGGAUUCAUUCCUGUGGGGCGCGGGGUAUGGAGGAGCUGUUCGGUCGCAGGCUGAACGGGGCGGCCCGGGCGGCGGCGGCGACAACGGUUUCCAUUUGAAAAGGUGGCCCAAGCCGGAGCAGCUGAGGACGAGCCCCGAGGCAGGGUGGUGUUCUGCUUGUCGGAUGUUGGAAUGCAAUAGGACACAGCCUGCUUUCCGUGCUCUUCUAUCUGAUCUGGGGCGCAGUGACUAGCACUGAACUUUGGCUCCUGGAACUCUUGCCUGCGUGGAUAGAGUUAAGCUGGAGCUUUGCUUUAAAGGAUAGAGCACAACUUCUCGACUGGACAUAGAUGGAUCUAAAGACAGCAGUGUUCAACGCAGCGCGCGAUGGCAAACUCCGGCUCCUCACCAAGUUGCUGGCAAGCAAAUCCAAAGAGGAGGUUUCCUCCUUGAUCUCUGAAAAAACAAAUGGGGCCACGCCACUGCUGAUGGCUGCCAGGUAUGGGCACCUCGACAUGGUGGAAUUCCUUUUAGAGCAGUGCAGUGCUUCCAUUGAGGUCGGAGGCUCGGUGAAUUUCGACGGGGAAACCAUUGAGGGGGCCCCCCCAUUAUGGGCUGCUUCUGCAGCAGGACAUCUGAAGGUUGUCCAGUCUUUGUUAAAUCAUGGAGCAUCUGUCAACAACACGACAUUAACCAAUUCGACUCCGCUUCGAGCUGCAUGCUUCGAUGGCCAUUUGGAAAUAGUGAAAUACCUCGUAGAGCACAAAGCUGAUUUAGAAGUGUCAAACCGGCAUGGGCAUACGUGCUUGAUGAUUUCAUGCUACAAAGGACAUAAAGAGAUUGCUCAGUAUUUGCUUGAAAAGGGAGCAGAUGUUAAUAGAAAAAGUGUUAAAGGUAAUACUGCAUUGCAUGAUUGUGCUGAGUCUGGAAGUUUGGACAUUAUGAAGAUGCUUCUCAUGUAUUGUGCCAAGAUGGAAAAAGAUGGUUAUGGAAUGACUCCCCUUCUGUCAGCAAGUGUAACUGGUCAUACCAAUAUUGUGGAUUUUCUGACACACCAUGCCCAGACCAGCAAGACAGAACGUAUCAAUGCUCUAGAGCUUCUGGGAGCUACGUUUGUAGAUAAAAAAAGAGAUUUGCUUGGGGCUUUGAAAUACUGGAAGAAGGCAAUGAACAUGAGAUACAGUGAUAGGACUAAUAUAAUUAGUAAACCAGUACCACAGACACUAAUAAUGGCUUAUGAUUAUGCUAAGGAGGUGAAUAGUGCAGAAGAGUUAGAAGGUCUUAUUGCUGAUCCCGAUGAGAUGAGAAUGCAAGCACUAUUAAUUAGAGAACGGAUUCUUGGUCCUUCUCACCCUGAUACCUCUUACUAUAUUCGAUACAGAGGUGCUGUCUAUGCAGACUCUGGAAACUUUAAGCGGUGCAUCAACCUAUGGAAGUAUGCUUUGGAUAUGCAGCAGAACAACUUGGACCCUUUAAGCCCAAUGACUGCCAGCAGCUUACUGUCUUUUGCAGAACUGUUCUCCUUUAUGCUGCAGGACAGGGCUAAAGGCUUGCUGGGCACUACUGUUACAUUUGAUGAUCUUAUGGGCAUACUGUGUAAAAGCGUCCUUGAAAUUGAGCGAGCUAUCAAACAAACUCAAUGUCCAGCUGACCCAUUGCAGUUAAAUAAGGCACUUUCCAUUAUUUUGCACUUAAUUUGCUUGUUAGAAAAAGUUCCUUGUACUCUAGAACAAGACCAUUUCAAAAAGCAGACUAUCUACAGGUUUCUUAAGCUGCAUCCAAGAGGAAAGAAUAACUUCAGCCCUCUGCAUCUUGCUGUGGACAAGAAUACGACAUGUGUAGGGCGGUACCCAGUUUGUAAGUUUCCAUCUCUGCAAGUUACUGCGAUACUGAUAGAAUGUGGUGCUGAUGUGAACGUCAGAGACUCUGAUGACAAUAGUCCCCUACAUAUCGCUGCUUUGAACAACCAUCCAGACAUCAUGAAUCUUCUUAUUAAAUCAGGUGCACAUUUUGAUGCCACAAACUUACACAAACAAACUGCUAGUGACUUGCUGGACGAGAAGGAGAUAGCUAAAAAUUUGAUCCAGCCCAUAAAUCACACCACGUUGCAGUGUCUUGCUGCUCGUGUCAUCGUGAAUCAUAGAAUAUAUUAUAAAGGGCAUAUCCCGGAAAAGCUAGAGACCUUUGUUUCACUUCACAGAUGAUAAUCUGACUGCGCUUUAGCACUGUUAAAGCACGGGUGGGUAAUGUCGUUCCAUAAAUGAGCACUGUUGUGAUGACACCAGCAUUCAUUUCGCUUGAUAUCAUUGUGCUCUCAUUGGCUAAAGCACUGCAAGCAUCAGAUUUACAGGACUGAUUUCCCAGUAUUUAAUAUAAAUACACCAUAUAAUAUAUUGUUUGUGAAUUAUUGAGAAAUGUACUGUCAUAUUCAUUUCUAAAAUUGUCUGCCAAAGGCCAUUCUGAAACUGUUUGCUGUUGGGUGUUUGGGACAGAGUUAACUGUUUUUCAGUGGUGUCUUUAUACUUUACUAGUUUGUGAAUUUUAUACAAUUGAAAGUCCUCCUCUCCCAAAUCUUGCUUCUCCUUUCAAGUUUUGCGCGAUUCUACUCCCCCUCCCCCAACCAUUUCUGCUACAACUUUUCCCUUUAUGGAUCCAUGCUAGGUUGUAAAACCUUAUGAACUUGUUCACCAUUUGCAGUUACCAUAAGUGCUUUAUCUUCUCUAUGCACCGGCUUAAACUGGACUGUUGUAUGUUAGCAUAUUUUCUAUGCAGCAGUUGGUCAACUUUGACUCCGAACACUGUUUUCUUAAGUUAUAAAGUUCAUUUCAUGAAAGUACUCUUAGAGCAUGAUAAUUUUUAGAGCUGCCGGUUAGCUAUCUAAGCUCAAGCUCUUAUUUUCAUUUGUUUUUGCUUUGUUUCUUCAUAUCUGAGUUUCUUUAAUCCAGAGAAAUUUUUGUAUGCUAAAUUUGGGAAACAAAUCUAUAAUAACUAAUUAACCCAGUUGAAAUUUAGGUUUGUCAUCUUAAUAUAUCAUGUAGUUAAAGGAAGACUUUCUAAAGUGACCUGCCUUUCAUACUGCUGCAGCAUUGUCCUGCUUGUGCUGAUGGUGUGAUUAGGUGUAGAGAAUCUGCUUCAAUUUAACCUCAAAAGUUUAUCACACAGUUUAAUGAGUCACAUUGAGCUAUUCAGUCAUUGAACUGAAGAUCAUUUUUAGUUACAAAAGAGCUAAAGCAUGUCAGUGGCACGAUGCUUGCCAAGCCAGAUCUAGGCAUCUAAGAAAAAGUAUUUUAGUAUGCAGUUUACUGCCAUAGCAUCAAAGAUCAAUAACAGUGUUCUUUCUUCAAGUUUAUGUAUCUUUUAAAGAUAACUUGCAUGAGUUAUUUUGAUCUCAAUUAUUUGUCACCCUAAACACAAAAGAUUGCACCAUGAUUUCUGUUCCUUUAUUGAAAGCAAGCUCCUCCUUCCUGUCCUCCUCUUUCCCCUCCUCACUAUCUCUUUCUCUUCCUCCACUCCAUCUCUUUCUCCCCUCACCCUCUAUUUUUCUUUCUUUCAUAGAUUUGCUAAUGCCACAGAAAGGGCUCUUAAGAUAAAUGAAAAUUACUUAAAAAAAGAAUUCAGGUAGUAAUCAUUCAGCACUUUAUUGUUAUUCAGAAUAAAAUUUAUGAUGGCAUAUUUGCCUUGCAGAUGUCCUAAGGAAAUUGUUCAGAAUAAAAAACUCCUUAUUGAUUUGAGGAAAAAAAGUCAAUUUACCUUUGAAUUUCAUGAUUUGGAUCACUCAGAUUUGGGGUUGACGUUUUAUUCUAAAGAUUGAUGUAAUGCUAUUUGAAGAGCUGUCAUUGCAAACAAUCACAUUGAGUUUAUUUUCAUCUUUAUUCAGUAGAAACUUGUAAUGAAGAGUAGUAAAUAAAGAACAUUAGACUUUUUCAUGAAAUAAUUGAAGUUUAAUUUUUUUAAAGGUAUCCUUACUCGUUUUAGUACAUUUUAAAAUUCACCAUUGGAAUAAAAUGGACUAAUUUAUCAAUGGACACGUUUUAACCUUUUGAUGAAGAGGUUUUACUCUUAUUUACUUUGGGCAAGUCUGAUAAAAUAUUUGAGCUGCCAUAUUUAAGAAUAAGUCAUAUAGACAGAUUCUAGAAACAUCAAACUAUUUUAAAGUCAUCUGCCUCUAAACUUUGGUAGAACAAUGUAUGCAUGAGCUGCUUUUUCAAAGAAGGGAAACCUUUACCAUUUCGCUGAAUCGUUUAUUGGUUGAUCUGACUUUCUUGGGAAAAGAUGACCAUUUGAUUUUUUUAAGGGGUUUAGCUAUUCACUCUUGCCCCCUUUGACAGGGAGAUUGGAACUUACACAAUCUUAGAGCAGGCGUAUCCAACAUUGUCUUACAGGUGGCUGUGAACUGUAUAACCCUAUCUAAAAUAUGGAUUUCUUUAAAUAGUGCUUUCCUCCACAAAGACUAGAUAGCUUAGAACUGGUCCUGAGUCUGGACAGCUGCCGCACUGUGAUGCUAUGCUGCAGUUAGGAUGCAGUCCUCCCUUUUCUCUUUGCCCUUCCAGAAAUGCCAUUGGAAGCUCUUGAAAACUCAGUUGAGUAGCUCAGAAUUGUCUGUGGUUUUACUUUAGAGGAAGAUGGCUUGUUAGUGUGACCUCAGAUACUGUUGAGGCUUUCAUCAGAAAGUAUUCUCAAAAUUGUGACCCUGAAUAAAAUAGAAUUCUUAAGUUUGUGGGUUUUUAAAAACAUAGAGAAUAAAGUGAGCUUAAUUGUAUUGAUUUGAAUCAAACUGGACAUUGUAGCAUGGUAACACUGGCUGGAGGUAAUGUAUAAAAUAAAUUUUGACUAUGUUUCUAUGAAAAUAAGAUUAGGGUCUCUGAAUUUUUUUGAUCAUUUCUGUUUUUUUAAAGAAAGUUUAUUUACUCAGAUACCCAUCUACUUCCUAAAGGCAAAUGAAUUUAAAAAGUCACUUUUCUUAUCUUUAUAUCUGACAAGCAUAAGCCCAAAGAUAACUUGGUGUCCUUUAUGAUUUUGAAGUUAGGUUGAUUGCUCACUUGUGAGGAGAUAAUUUGUAGUAUUUUUUGAAAACCCUGUUUACUAUAAGUUGGGAAAAUUGUUUAGGUUAUAUUUGGAAAAUGAGCUCCUUAAAAUCAUACUGCCCAGCAAAACGCCUCAGCUGAACUUGCAGGUAUAAUAAUUCCUGUAACUAUCAUCUCAGCAGGGGCUAGAUGAGGAAUAACAUUCUCACACACUCUAACAGCAGCACUAUUGCUUGGAACUUUAACCAUUUUAAAGUUGGAUACUAAGGAAACUUUGUCAUCUUUUUUUAGCCCCCCCCCCCACCCCUCGUGUAUCACUAAAUAUUGAGUUUCCCUUUGGUCAGUUCCCAUUGUGUAUUUUUAAAAGGAAGUACUGUAUUCAGAUGCCAGCCAGUAAAUUGUCACACAAUGGAAAAAUGAUAUACCACAACAUUCAUUGUAAGGUUUAAUAAAAUUAAGUUUGCACCAAACUUAAGUGUACUCUUAUUAACUCCUAACUUUUGAUGAGUGUAAUCUUGAUGUAUAUUACAAUGGAUUCCUAAAAAACACUUGAUAAUUUAUCUGUAGCAUUAUUUAUAUUGCUAUGCAAAUAAGAUGGUGUAUGCAUAGUUUAUUGUCAUUUUUUUCUAGUAAAAACUAUAGGGACUAAAGAUUAGGAAGACUUGUAAAAUGCAUAGGAGAAGGGCUGCUUUUAACUUGUCAUUUUUAAUGGUAUUAUCAGAAGCAUGUGUAGUAAUAUGCAUUACAAUGAAGGUGAGUUUUCUAUAUUUCAAUUUCAAGUCAUAAAACAUCCUUUUCCUUAUAUCUAAGUAAUUAAUACAUUAUUUUAAUCUAGAAAAUGUUAGUCAUAAUUUCUAAACACUGAGCAUAAAUUGGAAUCCACAGUCACAACUUUUCCCUUUUGGAUCAUUAAUAUGGGUCACUCAUGACAAGGGUGUGCUUGGCCAUCUUUUUUUCAUGGCCCCUUUACACAUUCAUUGUCUUUAUCCCCAGUUCUGUGUUUCUAUGGUUGUCCUCAUUACCACUACAAAUAUGUGAAAGAAAGUCUUACACAACAAGGAAAAGAAUAUUACUACUUUUUAAGGGUCUGAACAUCAAAUGCACAUCAGACCCUCUAUUUCUCCAUCCUGUUUCAUGUUAUCUUUGCUGUUGGGUAGAAUAUUGGGUAUUUGUUGAGAAGUUUGGGGCUUUUGGGGUUAAGAGAAAUAAUUGGUUCCUGGGUGCCAUGUCACCUUAUUUUAUGUUUAUUAUAAAGGUUCCAUUAAAAAAGAUUUUCUCAUAAAACUA